AAAACCUUAACUUCCGGUAAAUGUUUCAGAACUUGUAAAUUUUUGUCUUGUCCGGCGGUGUUUUUCUUUACUUUCUUAUUUCCCCUCUUUCAUUUAUCAUCAACGUAUUUUUUUGGUUUAAUUAAUUAUUAUAAGAAUUAUAAUGACUACUAUUCGUCCGUUUACUUGUUCGGAUUUAUUCAAGUUCAACAACGUCAAUUUAGAUCCACUUACCGAAACAUAUGGGCUGGCCUUCUAUAUGCAGUAUUUAGCUCAAUGGCCCGAGUAUUUCCAGGUUGCCGAAUCACCAUCGGGCGAAAUCAUGGGUUACAUCAUGGGUAAAGCCGAAGGCAGAGCCGAGAACUGGCACGGACACGUUACAGCUCUGUCCGUUUCGCCCGAACACAGACGUCUCGGACUUGCUGCAAAACUUAUGCAUACACUGGAGGAGAUUUCCGAACGUAAGAAGUGUUUCUUCGUCGACUUGUUUGUGCGAGUAUCGAAUAAAGUUGCCGUCGACAUGUACAACAAACUGGGUUAUACAGUCUACAGACGUGUACUGGAAUAUUACUCUGGACUGGACGACGAGGAUGCGUUUGAUAUGCGGAAAGCUUUAUCGAGAGACAAGGACAAAAAAUCUGUGAUACCUUUAUUGCAUCCGGUACGACCGGAGGAAUUGGAUUGACUAUGCAAUGCCUUCGUCAUGAUUAGUGUUCUAGUCAUGAUUCUCGCCCUUUUGCCCCUCUUUUACAACCACCCCACCUGACUGCCGAAACCUUAAUGCUGUUAAUUUAUAAAUCUGUUGCUAUUAAUUAGUGGGUACUAACUACUAAAGCAGCACGGUCCCGAACACGCAGUCGCGUGUCCGCGCUAGCCAGUCUUGAGUGGUCGAUCCUAACCCCAACGCUAUCCGCAACCCUAACCCUAAACACGUAUUCAUUUGCACACGCGGGUUAGGGACAGGGUUAGGGUUAGUGACAGGGUCAGGGCUAGGAUCGACCACUCACGACUAGCUAGCGCGGACGUGCGACCGUGCUGCUUUAGUAGUACCUAAUUAGUGUUAGAAAUUUCCAGGGAUGUUACAAUUGUAUCCCAGUAAUCCUUUAUAUAAAUUUCAGAACAAAUGUCUUAUGUAAAAUAACAAAAAUUCUUGUUAUUGA
This is a messenger RNA of Octopus bimaculoides (California two-spot octopus), 1139 nucleotides long. Its product is annotated as N-alpha-acetyltransferase 20. Gene Ontology annotation, molecular function: protein-N-terminal amino-acid acetyltransferase activity. Lineage: Eukaryota; Metazoa; Mollusca; Cephalopoda; Octopoda; Octopodidae. The record is from RefSeq and is a predicted model, not a curated record. Gene Ontology annotation, biological process: N-terminal peptidyl-methionine acetylation. Gene Ontology annotation, cellular component: NatB complex.